Synchiropus splendidus (mandarinfish) is the source of this 9540-nucleotide messenger RNA. RefSeq names its product nck-associated protein 5-like. Gene Ontology annotation, cellular component: microtubule plus-end. Gene Ontology annotation, biological process: microtubule bundle formation; microtubule depolymerization. The transcript has 14 exons. The record is from RefSeq and is a predicted model, not a curated record. NCBI's taxonomy places the organism in Eukaryota, Metazoa, Chordata, Actinopteri, Syngnathiformes, Callionymidae. The coding region runs from base 645 to 4901 and encodes 1418 amino acids.
UCCUCUGGGCGCUGAGACUCAGCUGAGAAUCAGAGAGGGAGCGAGAGAGAGAGAGCGCUGAAGUGGAAACAGCAUCAGAGAAAGACAGAAAUAGAGCGAUAAAGCAGUGAAUUAGGCAGAGCCACACAGAAGAAGAGGAGGAGGAGGGGAAGGAGGAGUGAGCGUCUUUUCCACAGCCUGCAGAUCAGGUUCGACUCCAGCCAGGGAAGACGCUCCUCUGUCGCCAGCCGUCGGGGGGUGAACGUGACAUCCUCAUGGAUUUUCUCCCGCCUCGGCAUCAGUGGAAUUCUUGGCGUCUGGAUCAGGAGCGGCAGCAUCAGGAGCGGAUGAAGGACGUGACGGUGAGCGGAUGCUAGGUUCCAUGUGGGCCCGUGACGUCUACAGCCUUCUCUACAAGGAUGACUCCAGCAGUACUGACCCAGAUAGUGGAGACCCUGCUCCUCGCCGUGCUCGCCACCUUGGGUGGCCUGUGGAUGUGAUGUGGACAAGGCAUGCUCCAGUCUGCUGACAUCUGUCUCCGUGGAUACGCUCAGUCGGGCUCUACGACCCGCAUCAAUCCCUGAUCUUAAUCCCAGCUGGAGGACAAACAACAUCUGGGCGAGGAGCACGGGGACGGAGCAGAGCCUCAGCAGGGCCCGUGGCAGAUGGUGACACUGCAGCAGAGCUUCUCCAGCAUGGAGGAGACAGUGCGGACUCUGCUGCAGAACCAGGACUCUCUGGAGGGCCCUAAAGUGGACCCCCUGGACCUCAUGAAAGCAUACAAGGACAAACUCCUGGAGGAGAUGUGGAAGCAGCAGGACAGUCUGGAGGGUCCAGCGGCUACAGUGGCAGACCCGUCUGCCUCGCCCGAGGCCGGCAGUGGAUCGGAGGAAAGCUCAAAGGACAGCAAUCUGCUGCUCGAGCGACUCCGUGCCUUGGAGGCGGAAAACUCGGCUCUGUCCCUGGAAAACGACAACCAGAGGAAACAGUACGAACGAUGCCUGGAUGAGGUGGCAAACCAAGUGGUCCAAGCUCUGCUCACACAAAAGGAUUUGAAGGAAGAAUGCGUGAAGCUGCGGACACGUGUGUUUGACCUGGAGCAGCAGAACCGAAUACUGAGCGUGCUGUUUCAACAGCGUGUCAAAAUGUCCGCCGUUCCCGUCUCCCAGGAAAUACAGAUGAAUGGAAGAGCAGGGAUCCCAGCUGGACAGUGGCCCAGCCUAUUGAGUCUGACGUGCCCACGCAGCAGCGGAAGUGGCAGUGAGGUUUCGCUCUCCAGUGGUUGCAGCGAGUAUUCCAGCGGCUCCCACACUUGGGCUGAGGGACGAGGCUUCUCCAAACAGUGUGCCACCAGCCGAGACAAGCGCAUGAGUAUGGGUUUAGGCAAUCACUCAAUGGCCAUUGAGCAACCAGAUUUGGGCUGGAAGGAAGGCCAUAUUCUGAAAGGCCUGAAGCGCCUUCAGAUGUCGGGCUCCACUGAGACACCAAGUCCGGCACCUACGCAGCACUGCAAAGACUGCAUGACCUCAAAUGAGGGGAUUUACUCACUCGGCGGCAAACACAUUGGUCGACAGGAGGCUCGAACCAAAGAAGAGGAGCCGACAAACAAGUCGUAUAAGAUCGCUACAGAGACCGACUCCGAUGAUCCCAACGACGACGCAUCAAAGCUGGAAACUAAUGGGUCUGGGGGCACCCCAAAAAGAGAACGUCUAUCGUUAGAUGAGCUGGAAGUCAACUGCGACGGUGAGAGUCAAUAUGAAAAAGAUCAUGGGAAACCUGACCAGACCUCCGGGCUUUUCAACUCACCCAUCACUGAUAACUUUGUGUUUUCCGCCCAUCCAAACAUUAAACUAGGUGCAAGCCCAACCAACAGCCUCGCGCACCUGAAUGAACGGAAUAAAGACUCGCUAGAGAAGCACAAGCAAUCUGAAAAGAUGCUAAGUGACAGAAACAACAACCAGGAAAGGUCUACAGAUCGGAAAUCGAGACUCGAUUACGUCAAAAGACAACAAGGAAAAAUUCCAGUCAAACAAGUUGACGUUGGAUCGCCUGGUGAGGUAAACAAGGCUGUUCAGAACUGUGCAACAAGAGCGCUGAGCUGCGAAAGUGAAGCCAGACAACGCAGUUCCUCCAUGGAAGUCACUCAUACUAGGAAUCAGACAAGCCAGGACAACUCGGUGUCAGACUCGCCACACAGGAAACCAAAGCCACAGCCUUGCGACUCGGCCAGGAAAGCUUUCAUUCUGCGAAGCAAGAGUGCGGAUGGAGGACCAGAACAGCAGAAGCAUGUUCACUCUCCACUACACCAAAAGCUUAUUAAGGAUCACAGAUCUAAAGGGCACACAAAUCCUCCUGGGAACAGUGUGUCUAACAAAAGGACGAAUCAAAUGCAUGGACCCAGCAAUGGAACAAAAAUUGAGCGAGAGGAGGAUAAUGGAACAGCUACUUCCAGGUCUCUUGAGCGAGUGCAGCAGCCUUCUCCUCUCGCCUCGCCGGUGAAAAAUGCAAAAGUAAUGAAAUCGUCCGGGAUUCAAGAAAGCUCAAACAGCCCGACUAAAUUACCUUCACGUCAAACCAACAACGAAUCUACGGAAGAUAGCAUCUACGAUAACUUGCCUUGCUCUCCAAGAAAACAGCCACGGCAAGAGCAGCACUGCGAAACACCUCGCUCAGAGGACCGGUCUACGUCCCCGCCCCCUCUUCCUGGACGAUCUGCAUCACUGCUCCAUAGGUCUGGUGGUGACUCCCUCCACAGAGCUCACAAACAAGUUCCUCAACCACAGAGUUGUACCACUGGAAAAACGGCAUCCAUUGUCCCAAAAUCACAACCAAUUCAAAGUACCUCCAUCAUGCAACUUCAACAAUCUAGCAAAGUCAAAGAUAACCAGCCCGUGACUGCAAACAUGGAUGUGGACGGAAUAGUGCACAUCAAAGAGUCCAAGAUUUUCAAUACCCACUCCUCAAGGAUGCAACCUAUGCCGGGUCAAGAGUGCCAAACCUGCGAGUCUGCCCAGUUGUCCAUGGACAGACCCAUUCUGUACCACAAUGGAAAUGUACCUGCUUGCAUGAUGCCUAAUCAGAACUUCUUACAAAGGUCACACCAGAGCGUAAGUGAGCCGAAACUUUCUGAAGUCUUGCCCCAGAUGUAUUCAAACAUUUACUGCCACGGCGUGAGUAAUAAUCCCCAGAACUGCACGUCGAGGAUUGUCAAGGUAGCCUACCCGGUAAACGCCAAGUCUCACGAAGCAAUUCCUGGACAGGAGAGUGGAACCUUCAUGGUUUUUGGGCGGGGACAGAAUAAAGACGAGGCGAGCAUCAAAGGUGCCCAAACAUUCCAGACCUACACGUGCGAUCAACAGAUGAUUCAUGAAUACGCCGCUCACGAUAGAUCCCGAAGGAAAAUUGAGACCCGUUGUAGUUCAUUAGAUUCCGAACCAGCCGUUCAGCCGGUUGAAUCGGACAGUGGAGUGAUGUUGGACUGGGGAUUUGAUGAGGAAGGUUGGUUGUUUAAACGAUCCGUUUCAGUGUCAACCAGGCCUCCGCUCAAGCCAGUAAUGGGCAUGAAUGGGGCAAAAGCGCGAAGCCAGAGUUUUGGUGCACGUUACAUGGACAGACCUAGCUUCAACAGAUCUGGAAAGGUUCGUACUCAAAUCAAAACCCACUCAGGAAGCUCCUUAAACUCUCUGGGGGACGUCCUUCCUGGAAGUUUGAGCUGCUCCAGUAGCUACCAUUGUCCCAUGAACCGAUCCCUUUUAAACAAUUUUCUCCUUGAGGAGGGUCUCACAGCUCCACAACACCUAGGAUCCUCCAGUGAGCGGCUCCAGAGUCUCAAACUGCAGCGAGAGCAGGCAAGAAGACUGCAAAUAGAACAGCAAUUUUCAAGUGCUUUUGGGGAGCCUGUGUCCGAAGAACCAGAGAGACAAAACACCAUCACAACCAUCGAAGAGAAGGUGAUGAUCGGCAUUGAGGAGAACCUACACAAGACUCAAGAGCAGGAGAGGAGUGUUGAAGUGAAACAGAAAUCCGGCUCAUCCUUGGCAAAUUGGUUUGGAUUCCGCAAGAGUAAACUUCCAGCUCCAAGCAGCAAAAAGGCGGAGGCUCCUCGAACAAAAGAUGACAAGAGGGAGCAAAAGAUCACAUCUCUUCUGGGCGGGAAGCAGUCCAAAUCAGACAAAAAGAAAGAAAGGAGAAAAAGCGACGGGAAAGAAUGUUCCGUGGGGAGAAGGGAGUCCCAUGAUGCUGUGCGGGCCUGUAUCUCAAUGCCCUGCCCCGGGAUGUCGCUGAACGACUUGCAAGGACACACCGACAUCAUUGUGGAACCGCAGCUGAUGAAACGGAGAACUGAGGAAAAUGGAUCUGCAACAAAGAGCCCCAACCAGGAAGCAGUGAUAGUGGUUCCCAUACCAGUCCACUUCAGCUGUUCUCCUUGUGCCGCAGGCUCCGGCUGCAAGAUGCGAACAUUGGACAGUGGAAUUGGGACAAUCCCCCUUCCUGAAUCCUGCUCCUUCUUCUCCUCCAUCCUGCACUUUCUCCCCAAAUCCUCAUCAACCCCAGAACAGUCUCUGAGUCCUCCCAGUGUCCCAGGGUCCUCCAGCGAGGAAGUCUCCCCUUCCCCGUUACCUCGAUGGAGGAUUCCCUCUGGCUUUAAGGAGGGCAGCAAUGCUGGGGUCCCAAGCUCCUUGUCUGAAUCCUCUGUGACCCACAUCCAGUCAGUGCCUUUCCCCACUGUGGCCUUCCUUCAGCCCGUCCAACCCCAGUCUCCACCAAUUGUGACCUCCGCCCGUGUGUGUGAGACCCAGUGCAGUAUUCCCAGAGCGCCACCAGGUGAGACAAAGCCAAAGAAGCCAACGUACGCAACGCCCAAAACGAAAUCCAACACGAGUCAACAGAAGGAACAGACACGACUGCAGCUCGCCAACUAGCUCACGAAGCUGAAUGUGUCAACCGCAGAACCAAACAUGCAGUUGGAUCAAUAUCUUCAGACUCUCACGGAGCCACAGUUCCACAGUGUCAGGCUGGAACCUCCGCAACAGGACUAGCUUGAAAGCUUCUCCCACAGCUUUGACCUGCUCAGGUGGCUGUCAGGUCCCGUAACCAUUCAUGUGCUGCCAUUUUGGAGGUCUUUGUCAACAGUCGUGACCACUCGAGAUCACUGCUCCGUCAAGUACAAGUACAGUUUUUCUGACUUCACUUUUUAGGCAAGUUGUAGCUGCAAUUCCGGCCACAAGCCUCUUCCAAAUUUUGCGCAAACAGACCGAGUUAUUGAUCAAAAUGAAUGAGACUGCAAGCUUUCUAAUGAAUUUUAUAAUAGUGAUGAUGUGGAUCAGUGUGAAAAAAAAAUUUCAGGGCCUGGUGCUCAAGCCUGAAAAAAGGGAAGCCAUCGCAGUAAAUAUUGUUGUGUUUAGGUUCAUUUGGUUUUACAAAUGUUCUAAAAUCUGAUCUUAUAAAGUUCAGGAUGCAAUUGAAUCCCAGAGACAUUCAACUAUAUUUUGCCUAUUGUGGCAAGACUUUAAAGAAGAAUUACAUUCAAUUCCAUGGUGGGGCAUUGUUCCAGGAUUUUGGCUUAUAAAUGUAAUGCAUUUGACUGUGAGUUAAUUCACAGUAUCAAACUAUAUUAAAAAGGCCUCUCAGUGUGAUUUUUAAUAACUAAAUAGUAUAGCAGACAAUCGUAAAAAAGACCCUGUUUGAUGAUGCAGGAAGUGGAGAAGGGGCUGAAGUGCAGGUCAGGUAAUGAAGAUACAAGGUACCUUGUCAGAUACCAAAAUAUAUUUGAGUGCAACUGGUGAGAGAGUAACUUUUUUCCUCAAUAAUUUAAGACUGAAGAAAAAAAAUGGGCCACUUUUCUACCUGGUCACGUCCCUGCUGCUGAGCAGCUAAGUGACAAUCUAGGAAGGAAUUUAGUCUUUUUAACUAUUUUAUUUUUGAAAACUGGAAAAUAAAUUUUUGAAAACUGCAAAAUAAAAUACUACAAAAAACAAUUUGGGCUGAAGGUCAAAGAAUUAAACCAUGUUUAAUAACAAGUCCUCUGUAUUAAAUUGCACGGCUACAGUACAGUAAAAUGUAAAGUUUACAUGAAGUUUAGAGCUGCAAAAAAAAUCCACUGUCAUCUAGUGGCCAAGGAUGGGAAUUACUAGUCCCUCUCCAGGUCAUGGUUCACAGAUGAUCUUUGCUUCAAAAUGAGGGAUAGUUCCUGAGAUCACAGGAUCAUAAUCCUUGGUGGAUAUAAUGGUAUUGUAAAUGGAAAUAAAAGAUAAUCGUAUGUAGAUGUCACAGAAGGGGGAACAGUGAAGAGCCACUGACUCCUGCAGUGCAGCCGGUGCCUUCUGUGAGACAGACACUGGCAGGAUUCAUCCAGGUAGCCUUACUUCUACAGCACCUAGUAAAAAUUCCGCUGUUGCUUCUCAUACCUGGCCGCGAGGAGAGCAAGUGGACAGAGGAGUAGGUGAGUGAACUGCAGAGAGAAGACCUCCAGGCUGUUUAAAUAAUGCAGGGUUCACCAAAAAGAGCUCAUGUAUAUGUUUAUGACACUCUGUUUUAUCCAAUUAAAACAGAUGCUGCAAAAUGCAUCGGAUGUAUAUUGAAAUUAUAGCAAAAAAAAUAACAAUACACUUUGUUCAAUAAACCAAAAAAGUAGUAACAGCCUAUGUUUUUGAAAGAAGUGUGUGGAUUAAAUUAUCAAUAUGCCGACUCAAACAACGUUUUCUGCACUAAGGCUUUGACAAGCAUGUGAUUAAAAUUGCAGUACAAUCGAGCAGUAUUUCUCCUUAUAGUACAAGAUUUAAUUAUUGUCUUCAGCAACAAAAUACUGCAUUUAUGACUAAAGUUGAGCAGCUCAAGUACGGACAUGAAUCCUUCAGCUGUGUCAGGACGAAUUGAGAAUAUCACUACAUGUUUAGUUUGUGGCAAAUUUUGGCUACAGAGAGGUCAGUAGUCACACCUGCAUAUAAACAAGAGCAUUUUCAUACUUUUCAUCUUCAUUUCAGACCUCCACAAUGGCACUGGCUGAGCUACUGGAGCCAUGUAUGUAACGCGUGUGUCUCCAUCUCUCAUAUGUACAGCACGGACGGCUCCCAUCGCUCGACUGAGUAAUGUGAAUUCCUAAACUGGCUGGAAAGUUGUUCUAUGUUCUUCUUGAUAUCGACUUGCAUGCACGUAAACUCGGGGGGAAAUGAAGACGUCUGUAGCUCCAGGAGACGACACCGGUGUUCACUAUUUACGACACAUAAUCAGUCACUUUAAAGCAACAAAACACUGGCUUUUUCGUCACAAGGUCACCUCUGAUGCAAUAUGAAACCAGAUUUUGUUUCACAGUGAUGACAUCAAGACAAUACCGGUGAGUUUUGCAUGGAACUGUAGUGGUACAAAAGCACCUAGUAGACACGUCGUGGUCGUGCUAGCUCAGGGAAAACACGUUUACUGUCUCUGAUCGAUGCUGUGGAGCAAAAAUGAACCUCAACUUUAUCGUGCAGCCUUUAAAACCGGUCGACUCAGCAACAAUUCUCCUCCUGUCAGACACUGAACAGUAAAAUAUCUUACCAUGUUCCUCUCGCUGUUUUAUAGUUGUCUUUUUUUUGGGGGGUGUUUUUGAAUGCAUCUUCACAUAUUUGUAGCAGCUUCUUUCUCAGUGUUUCCUUCACGCUCACUUCCUUUCUCAGCUCAUGUAAAUAUCAACUGCUCCGAGCAAAACACAGGGAAAGUGAAUGCAACUACUUUUUUUUAUUAAUACAUAUCUCAGUUGUCAUGGUGACGCGAGCCAUAUUGUUGUGUGACGUGGAUCAAUAAGGCAUCGUAGCAUUAGUCGUUUUAUUUAGCUUUGAGUGUUUGCUCAAUAGUGCGACGGCAUCCUAGACGCAGGAAGAAGUUUGACUCAAGCGUGUGAUGUUAUAAGAACAGGACAUUUGUGUCAGGACUGUAAACAAAGCUGUGAUGUCAUUCGCUCCUUCUCUGACACCAGUACAGUGGUACCUCGGUUCUCGACCACAAUCCAUUCCAGACGGCCGUUCGAGAAGCGAUUUGUUCGAAAUUUCAAUCGAUUUUUCCCAUGACAAUGAAUGGAAAUAGAAAUAAUGCGUUCCAAGCCUUAAAAUAGUCUUUUGUAGGAGUGAAUGUAGAGUGUCUGCUGCAGGUGAGCUGUUCCUCUAUGUGUGUGGCCGCUGCAUGUGGGAGGGGUUGCCGAGUGAGUGACGUCUCUCCAGAAGUGAAGAGGUGCCCGGUGCGUGUCCAGCUCUGAAUGUGCGCUUCUGUGCAGUUUGGCUGUGACAAAGUCAUAAACCAAGUCACACUCUGUCCCAGACUCGCCUCAUCCCUGUCCCAGCUCCAGCCCACAACAGGACAUCAAACCCUGGAGUGGAGGUGUGGAGAGCGAGCACCUCCCCUGUGACACUCUACCACGGUCCAGUGCGGAGACAGGAAAGGUUUUACACCUCAAUAUGAAGAAAAAACAGUCAGUAAAUGGAGCUAACGGGACACGUCUGCAUACAGAGGCUGCGUUAUACACAAUAACAAAGCGCGUCGUGGGUCAGCUGAUCGGUCCGCGCACGUUAUGUUUUUUCCGGCUUUUUUCGGGGGCGUUCGAGUUCUGGAUUUUCCUUCAAAAUCAGAAGCAAAAAAAUCUCGAAAUUUUUUGUUCGAAUUCCAGGACUUUCGAAAACUGAGGUACCACUGUACUUCAAUAAAACCACACAUUAAAAAUGGCUAAUGUUCCCAAAAGUUGAAAUUAACGUUUCAAGUUCUGGCCUUUUGUAAUUUAAAACGUUAUACUCUAAAUCUGUGACCAUGUCAGCGAUUGUUAAAUGAACUUUAGCAGACACAACUUUACUAAAAGAACAGAGAUGCAGCAGUAACUUUACCGUCGACAAGUUAUUCAUUCAAGCAACAAAGACUUUGGUUUAAGUUUAAUUGUUUAGGAAUUGGGCAACAAUAAAGAAAAGCUGAAAUAAAGAAAAAAAUCCAAAUCUAGCGUUUGAACUGAACACUCGCCGGAGGAAAGGCAAACUUACCGUGAUCUCUGACGUGUCUUUUAAAGGUGAAUCCGUGUCUCUCCUCCCUCCGUCGCUAGUUUGCCGUCGCACCUGUGAUAUAUAUUUAAGCAUAACAUUUUGGGAAUUGUGCAGAUGUAGCAUGCACGGUCAGGUGUUCAUUGAUCAGGGAUCUGAUUGGCUGCUGUGAUACGGGUCGUUGGAGCAUGACGUCUGUUUAUUUUAUUUUAUUUUUAUUUUAUUUUUUACAAAAAAAAAGAAAAAAUAUAUAAAAAUAUUCACAAGUAUGAGCUUCACUCUCACAAGAAUAUUUUUGUAGCAUUUACUCGAAUGCCCUGUAUUUGUACUCUGCACUGACAAGCGACACCCUCUAUUUAUUACACAAUAUAUGAUUACAAUAACUGUAGUUACUGUUCCUCAUUAUUGCAGCAACUCUCUGUCUAAAUGUUUAUUUUGUUCAUGGUCCUAUAAUAAAAGUGAUGUUUGUGUGUGACACCUUAGCAGUAUUAACUGUACGAUAUUAAUAUUCUUUGUCUUAUGUAAAAGAAGAAAGAGAAAAAAAAAUAAACUAUUUCAAUACAGC